GCCUCUUGUUGUAACGAAUUGGUCAACUACCGGUAGACUGGCUUGCUCGACCGACGAUGAGGAUAGUUGUACCGGUACUGCGAGGUGGCGGCGUCGUGGGUGGCAUGACACACAGUGUACUAGUAGUGUUUCUGUGUCUGGUCGCGAUGAUGGCACAGCGUGUGACGACGACUUUGCCGCCAUACGACCUCACGGCCUUCGACAAAGCACUGCUUCGCGAAUCCAGAGCCAUGGUUGACUUGGACGCCAGGCCGUACGAGCUGUGGACCCUCACGACCAACUGCGGCUGGGGCUACUACAUCCAGCUCGUGUUCUUCGGGUUCCCGCCGAACGGGCCGGGUGAGCACGAGUACAAUGCGCUGUGCGUCCGCACGCGGUCCAACGGAACGCUCUUCGCGGUCAACUUCUCCAAGACUCUGUUCGACGCGUCCGUGAUUGUCGACCGCAGGAAUGGGCCGCCCAUCGAGUACCUCGAAGACCUGCCUGCGAACGCCACGACCAACAUCUACCAAAACUUGGGCUUCGUUGCCAUGUCCAACGACUUGAGCAUCAACACGCACUUUGGAGUGAGUCAGGCCGUGACGUUGUACGCCCGUAGCCGCCACCAUCGAUGCAACUCAUGUGGCGAUCGUAGGAACCUGCAGAAUAAUUCCCUCGUCGACAUCUCCAACACGAUCCUGCCCAAGUCGUUGAAAACAUUGUAUGACUUUGCUCUUGUCAUGCGACUCAUUUUGGUAUGUAGUGUCGUGGACCAAAACCUGCUCGUAAACGUGUCCAACCUCACCGCCGCCGCGCUCCUCACAUUGUCGAUGAACUCGAACCGCCUCGCGCAACUGCCGUCGCUGGCCAACCAUCCAUCCCUUGAGCGCCUCGAAGUGGACGCCAACAACCUCACCAGUCUUUCCAACGUGCACUGGAACAACACACCCGGGCUCUCGUACAUAUCCGCCGCGCGCAACCAAAUUGCCCACUGGCCAGACACGUGGCCUGCGUCAUUGACGACAUUGUACAUUAAUCGUUCUUCCUCGAACGUUCUCUCAAUACACAUGGCUAGAAACUUGCAACACAAUCAACUGACCAACGUGACAGCCAACUUUCCGCCGUCGCUCUCGGCGCUGUGUCUAGCCGGAAACCCACUGCAAGCCCUGUACGCUACCCCGAGCCAGUUCGAACUCCUCGCCGGCCUCAACAACUCGGCGUGUUCCGCGUCGUCUACCACCGUCAAUGCCACCACGCCGCUGCUAGCGUUUGGCCCGGCGUGGCCCGUCAGUUGCUCGUCCUCGGUCCGGAUGCUCUGGAACACGUACCCAGUGUGCAUGCUCGCUGCGGCGUCGCCGUCCGGGCUGUCGCCUGCUGCCGUCGCGACGGCCGUCGCCACUGCGUGCGUGCUGGUGCUGGCCGGGGCAUGCUGCUGGCACCGCCGCCGCCGCGCGCUCAAAGCCGCCAAGGAUCAGCGCUGGUUUGACGAAGUGGACAGCCACUACUACGGAGCCGUCGACGCCCACAAGCUCGUGCACGACAUCCGGUUCGACGACGCGCUCGAGCGGUUCUUCGUGCCCGCACACUCGAUCCACCGCCACGACCUCGUCGCGCGCGGCGGGAACGGCAUGGUACAUGUGGCCACCGUCACAUCGGCUUCUUCGUCCGGCACCACGACCUCCACCACGGUCGCGAUGAAGCGGAUGCUGCCAGAGAAGGCGGCAGACGCCCAAUGCGUGGAGGACUUUAUGGAAGAGAUCCGCCUCUGUUCGCGGCUCCAGCACAAGAACAUUGUCCAGUUCAUCGGGUUUUCGUGGACAACGCUUCAAAACCUGAGUGCGCUGACAGAGUACAUGGAGCGCGGCGACCUGUGGAGCUUCCUCGCGCGCGGCAAUAACCACCUCGCGUGGUGUGUGAACGACGAUGACGAUGCAGUCUUGAAGAAGUUGACCGUGAAUCGGCUGAAGACGGAUGGACCUGGGGCAGUGGCGGUGGUCGCCAGUCACAGCCUCGCGAGCACCACCGACAUGGUCCAGGACAUGACCGACAUGCUGGAACCGCCGACGCCCGUGUCCAAGCUGUCCCUCCUCUGUGACAUCGUCGACGGAUUGGUGUACCUGCACUCCAUGUCCCCGCCCAUCAUUCACCGCGACUUGAAAGCCAAGAACGUGCUUCUGGACGGUGACCUUACAGCGAAAUUGGCGGAUUUUGGCGUGUCCCGGGAAACAUGCGACAUGACUAUGACCGCUGAAGUCGGCACCGUGGCGUGGAUUGCGCCGGAGGUUCUCAAAGGGGUGUACUACUCGGAAAAGGCAGACGUGUACUCGUUGGGGGUAGUCAUGUCUGAACUCGACACGGCCCAAGUGCCCUACUCCAACUUGGACUAUAUAUACUCGUGCCACGACCUGCACGAUGUCAACGUUGUGCGCACGCGACUCGCCAUGCUGGUCGUAGCCGGCGACGUCCGCCCCUCGUUUACAAAGGAGUGCCCGCCGUGCUUGGCGGACCUGGCCGUGCAAUGCCUGAGUUACCACCCCGAAGACCGGCCUCGGAUUCAGGACAUUUGCAUGUACCUGCGGGAACUCAAGCAGCAGUCCCAGCACCAUCAUCAGCAGCAGCGCCGCCACUACCACGCCACGGACAUGCUGUCAUCAAGAAGCCCAUCCCACCACCAGAUUCACUCGAAUUACAGCACCAGUCUGACCAACACCACGGCGACGACGACAACGACCACGUCGUCAGGUCGUAUCGACGUAUAACCAAAGACUGUGUCGGCUAAUAAUUGAUCAUUCAACUAAAACCUGGUUGUCCACAGGAAAAGCCUCAUUGUGUGUGUAUGGGAGAGCUGUU
This is a messenger RNA of Aphanomyces astaci, 2829 nucleotides long. Its product is annotated as TKL protein kinase. The coding region runs from base 57 to 2738 and encodes 893 amino acids. The transcript is spliced from 5 exons. Gene Ontology annotation, biological process: protein phosphorylation. The record is from RefSeq and is a predicted model, not a curated record. NCBI's taxonomy places the organism in Eukaryota, Oomycota, Saprolegniomycetes, Saprolegniales, Verrucalvaceae. Gene Ontology annotation, molecular function: ATP binding; protein kinase activity.